Molecule: messenger RNA, 1505 nt
Organism: Aphanomyces invadans
Lineage: Eukaryota; Oomycota; Saprolegniomycetes; Saprolegniales; Verrucalvaceae
Exons: 10
Coding region: 15-1073 (352 amino acids)
Biological process (GO): endoplasmic reticulum to Golgi vesicle-mediated transport
Cellular component (GO): endoplasmic reticulum-Golgi intermediate compartment; endoplasmic reticulum membrane; COPII-coated ER to Golgi transport vesicle
Source: RefSeq, a predicted model, not a curated record
CGACGCCGAAGAGCAUGGCGCAUCAAGUUCCCUUCCACAACCCCAACGCCCCGUAUCAGUCGCAUCCCCAACAACGCCAGCGCCCGGCAUUCUCGACGCAGCAACAAGCGCCGCUGCAAGAACAAGAAGGAAUGUAUACACAUGGACCUCCCGUCGGUGGAGCUCCUGUCUACGUCGACCAACAGGCGUACCACCAAGCACAACCUGUCCCACAGCAGCAACAGCCGUACGGAGGCGCACCGCCCCACGUGUACCCUGACGGGAUGAUGGGCGGAAACAAUCACGCCCCAAGCACUAUUGUGGGUGGUUUCUUCGGCGAGAUGGGCCAGGCAGUGAACCCCGAGCUGUUAAACAAUCCGAUGGCUGCAUACGCGAUGAACCACGGCGCCAAGCUGAUGGAAGACCAAGUCAAGUCCUUCAUGCCGGGUGCCGCGGCGGGGGCAUUGAACAUGUUUGGGUCGGUCAAAUACUACUUCACGGUCAACAACACGUACGUCGUUCACCGUCUCAAGAUGCUCUUGUGUCCUUUCCUCCACAAAGACUGGCGCCGCAUCGUGCAGAGCGAAGGCAACGGCACCGACGUGGCCUACGCACCUCCCUCCAUGGACAAGAACGCUCCAGAUCUUUACAUUCCGCUCAUGAGCUUUGUCACGUACAUUUUGAUCGUGGGGUACAUCAAGGGGGCGUCUGGGCGAUUCAACCCAGACGUGAUCACGGACGUGUCGACGUCCUGCUGCCUCCUGCAACUGCUUGAGAUUUGCCUGAUGAAGCUCGGGCUAUACCUUCUCAACAGCCAGAUCAACUGGCUAGACCUUGUCUCCUUCACGGGGUACAAGUACGUCGCGUUGGUCCUCAACACGGUCGUGCACCUUGUGCUCGGGUACCUUCCGUACUACGCAGUUCUGGCGUAUACAGGGCUUGCCACGUCGUUCUUCACGUUGAAUGGCUUGAAAGGAACGGUGCCCGAGCCAAACCACGACCAGCGCCGCUUUCGCAACUACAUGCUGCUCGCCAUGGCGGUGUUGCAACUGCUGCUCAUCUGGUGGAACUCGUACAGCAGUGAAAUCCAAUAGAUCGGAGCAUGCGUGCAUGCAAUGCGAAGAGGACACCACUUGUCCAAUGUCUCGUUAACAAGUAAAACGUCUGAAUGACACGAGCGCACUUCGCAUGGACAGAAUCGCGCGAGUGCGCAAACCGGAGGAUAUGUGUACUCCACACAGUCGUGUAUGCGGGCUGGGUGGCGUGGUGACCAGCUCAACAUGAUGGUGGUGGAGGCUUCCCUUGGACCACACCACCGCGUAUGUGAUGUCUGGAGGUUGACGUGAUGCAGGCGGCCAUGCUGAAGGUGUUCGCGUCAUGCUCAGUUCGCCUGCAAGGACGUCGACCUCCACGAAGUGUUGUAGCCGCCCUCAGAAUGCCCAUACUUCUUCUAAGGGAACGACAUGCCAAGUGCCAUAGACCCAAGGCCAGCAUUUCGCGCCUGGUGAGGUUGCAUCUUCUUUACG